AUGUUCCUCGCUUAUGCUGAAGCAGCUAAUGAAGCCUGGGGCCCCGACGGUACUGGUACAAGGGCUUACUCCGCAAGAAGUGUUAUCAGCGCGAUCAGGAAGAGAGCAGGCAUCACGCAACCAGACGCUUAUCUCGCAACCAUUACAACGAAAGAAGACAUGCGCAAGCUCAUUCGUAAUGAAAGACGUUUGGAACUAAGCUUUGAAGGAUUCCGUUUUUGGGACCUUCGCCGCUGGAAGGAACCGCUGACUGAAACCGUUAAGGGAGUGACCAUCAUGAACAAUGUAUUUACCAUUCAGCCUGUGGAAAUUCGUCCGUACGCUGAUUUUAUGUACUAUGGUCCAAUUCCGCUUACUGAAGCGUUAAAAGCAAACCUUCUUCAAAAUAAAGGAUGGUAA
This is a messenger RNA of Ostertagia ostertagi, 399 nucleotides long. The record is from the annotation of a GenBank genome assembly. NCBI's taxonomy places the organism in Eukaryota, Metazoa, Nematoda, Chromadorea, Rhabditida, Trichostrongylidae.